UGUUUGACUGUUUACAAAAGGUUUUUGUAAUUCAAAAUUGAUAUCCUAAUCCCAGUAAUCCUAGUAAUUUGUUCUAAUUUCUAAAGCAGGCGAAUGCGAAAUAAUGAAGUUAAUUUUAAUGAUUUAUAAUUCGCCUUUGCCACUAUGAGACUGUUACCUUUUUAUAAAUUAUUUUUGUUGCUGUUUUUGUCGUUGACUGUGUUUUAUAUUUACAUUUACUCAGUAAAUUAUCACAAGAUCAAUAAAAACAAUUCCACCAAUGUGAAACUUAUGCAUAAGUCUGUUAAAAGUUUGGACAAGAACUAUGUUGACCAAAUUGUGAUAUCUUUUGUUGUUUGUGAGACAAGAUUUCAUGAAUCUCUGAAUGUGAUUAAAUCUGUAUUAAUUUUUACAAAAACACCAGUAUAUUUUGUUAUAUUCACUGAUGAAACAUUAAGGUCACAAUUUGUUGAGACGCUGACCAAAUGGAAGGUUCUUGUGAAUAAUCAGUUGGACUUUGAAUUGCAAAAGAUUGAAUUCCCUAAAGCACAUGAGGAAGAUUGGUUGAAUUUAUUUAGCAAAUGUGCUGCUCAACGUUUAUUCAUACCAAAAUUGAUUUCUCAUAUUGAUGCUACAAUAUAUGUGGAUACAGACACACUAUUCCUUGGCCCAGCUAAUGAGCUGUGGCAUACUUUCACCAAAUUUAAUAGCUCUCAAAUAUCAGCCAUGACUCUUGAAGAUGACAACCCAAAUGUUUCUUGGUAUCCACGGUUUGCUAAACAUCCAUUUUAUGGCAAAUAUGGUUUAAACUCAGGUGUGAUGCUUAUGAAUUUAACGAGAAUGAGAGAUUUUGGAUGGGUUGAUUAUGUUACUCCUAUAAUGUUAAAAUGGAAACUAUACAUUCCUUGGGGAGAUCAGGAUAUAAUAAAUAUAAUAUUUCAUUACCAUUCGCGCGCUGUGCACGUAAUGUCAUGUCGCUACAACUACCGCUCCGACCAGUGCAUGUACGGCGACGCGUGCGAGGACGCCUCACGCCGGGGCGUGUUUGCACUGCACGGUAGUCGCGGCGCCUUCCACGGCAACAAGCAACCCGCCUUCCAAGCAAUUUAUAAAGCCAUCAAUGAGUACGAAAUCGGUACAGACCCAAUGACGGUGUUGACUAAAAUGGACAAAUAUCUCAAUGGAGCAGCUCAGUCGCAUUGUGGAAAUUUAAAGGACGCAUUUCUUAAGGUGCCGCUGGAAGUGUUAACAAAAAAAUACACAAGACCAAAUAGAUAGCAUACAUUUAACGACAUAAGUCCCUACGUAAGUAUUCAACGUGUAGUAUAGGCAUUAUUUUCAUUUAUACAAACACAAUAAAAAUAUAUUAUGUAAAUGCUUACUUUAUUACAGUGCUAAGAUAUAUUAUUGAUUAAUACUCAUUUUUAUUUUAAAUAUUUACAUACCAAAAUUACGCAACCGUAGAGACAAGUUUCGAAAUUUACAUGUCAAUAAUGCCCUGAUUUUAUUUUGGCGUUAUGGAAUAGCUUUAUAGCUACCUCCGACCCUUGGGCAGUACGGAGGUUAUGUGAGACUCCCCCUCUAAAGAGGGUAUACCCAAACUAAAAACCACCACGGCAUGUCCCUCUUGUUGGCUUUAUUAAACGCUCGGGGAACAUGUCAAUAAUGCCCUGGUACCAUGGUGAACCAUGGCAGAAUUAGUCAGUGCCAUACCCUGACAGGCAAUCAAGGGCAAGUUGUUGUGGAAAAAAAAGCAAACGGGCGGUGAAAGCCGGAUGGAUACAUGACUCGGUUCCGAAAUUUUAAAUAGGUUUAACUAAUAAAAAAGAAGGGUAUUUAUUAUUCUGUAUUCCAUAUAAACGUACAAAAUGUUAUAUCUCAAACAGAAUGAAUUUUAUAUACAUUAUUUUAAUACGUAUGCCCACAUCUAAUCUACCAAAAAUUAGUUUUUAUAUUAGUUUAACAGUUCAUCCCGUUCAAAUUUCAUACAACACAAACAAGACAGGUUGGUCUUGUUGUGUCAUAUGAAGAUCGAAACCACAAAUUAAAUCCUGUGUUUGCUUUUUAUAAGAUUUAAUUAUGUAUUUUUCAUUUGUCAUGUUCGGAAAAUUGGCGUUCUUUAUCUAAUUGGCAAGGCGGGUGGAAAACACCUCAUUACUUUACCGCGGUUGGUAAAAUAUUCGAAAUAAGAGUAGUCAGAAUAGCCAAUCGUCUCAUACGUUACUGUUUUUUUAUGUUGUUUUUUGCUUUUGAUCAACACAAUGAUCGUUGCCUGUCCUGAACCCUCCAGGCUUCAAACAAGUAAAAAAACUUGUUUGAUGUGGCGCGAGGAAAAAAAUAAAUAAACCUUGAGAAAUAUUUUUUAUUGUUUUUUCAUCUCUUUCUUUCUCCUCACGAUCUAUAUCGGCAACACACCCCAUUCUCUGUGUUUGGGUGGUUUGGGUAAUGGGGUAUUUUCCGCCUCUUUUAACAAUCUACUUGUAUAUGUUGUUUUAGAUGAUAAAUAUUUUUUAAUUUUU
Pararge aegeria (speckled wood butterfly) is the source of this 2498-nucleotide messenger RNA. It is a transcript of the gene shams, whose product is annotated as glucoside xylosyltransferase 1. The record is from RefSeq and is a predicted model, not a curated record. The coding region runs from base 145 to 1257 and encodes 370 amino acids. Gene Ontology annotation, biological process: protein O-linked glycosylation via N-acetylgalactosamine. The transcript has 6 exons. Gene Ontology annotation, molecular function: UDP-xylosyltransferase activity. Lineage: Eukaryota; Metazoa; Arthropoda; Insecta; Lepidoptera; Nymphalidae.